Molecule: messenger RNA, 2670 nt
Organism: Fimicolochytrium jonesii
Lineage: Eukaryota; Fungi; Chytridiomycota; Chytridiomycetes; Spizellomycetales; Powellomycetaceae
Exons: 10
Coding region: 124-2670 (848 amino acids)
Source: RefSeq, a predicted model, not a curated record
UUGGUGAUAGCAUACAGUAUGUACGUACAUACCGUACUUAAGGUAAAUAGAUGCUGAUCAUGCCAACAAAAGCAACCAAUCAGCAACUCACUACAGCCACGCAAGCCACAUGCGCCUCCGAAAAUGUCCAAAGCGACGGGAACGCCAGAAAUGUGCUCGUUGGCGUCGUUUGAAAACGUUGACUUUGGGGGGCACGCUCUUAGAUUUAGCAGGCCUAAUCAAAAUGUCUCUGCAGAGGGCGAGAAGCAAAAAUUUCCAGGGCGCGCGCCUGGAACCAACCGCCACAACGGGCCGCUGUGCCCCGUGAAACUCGGCGUGAUACCUGACGGACGGCCGGCUCUUGGUGGUGGGAAACAGUACACCAGCAACGAUACAGUCUUCAGCAUCCUCCAGCCGCUAGUUGUCACCAGCCUUCUCGUAGCUGACUUGUGUGCAAGUUUCGUCGCCCUUCCGUGUCUUGCCUUCGGUGCUCCGGAUACGUUGCAAGGGCUUAGGCCCGCCCUUCUCACCACCUCGGCGCAGAAGUACAAAGCUUUCUUCCCACAAAGGUCAAACAUGGCAUUUAAGUUCUCAUGGUUGGCUUUAGCCGCAUUCCCCUUGCUCGUCCUCGGACAGACGCCGUUGCCUCCCGCCGCGACUACCCUCAGCACCGCUGUGCCCCCCGCAGCACCCGUACCCGCUUUCCCAGAAGGCGGCCCUUGUUCGGAUAAUACUCAGUGUUCCGUGAGCCCGGGGACCGUGUGUGUAACACUGCCAGGGCAGACCUUGGGAACCUGCAGACGAGACGCUACACCAACAGGGAGUAGCUCUGGCAUCACCACGGUGUUCCCGGUCAGGACGCAAUCUAGCCCUCGGCCAACGGCAACAGCAAUACCUUGCACCUCUACGGCUCCUGCAGCUGCUAUCCUCGCGAUAUGUGGUGCAGGGAAUGCCUGUGUGAACGGUUUUUGUCAACUCACACCCGAAGAACGUGUAACUCGAGCAUCAGGCGGUCUGUCGACGGCGUUGAUCGUGAUGAUAGUUGCAGCGGCGGUGUUGGGGUCGGCGGCCCUAGGCUUGGUGACGUGCUUUUGCAUGAACAUUUGCUGCUUCGCUCACCGAAGCAAGCAUCGGAAGGAGAACAAGACUCGGACAGCUGCGGCGGCUGGGAAGGCCCAGGUGCUGGAUGCGGAAGACGACGGCUUCGGCGAUCGGCACCGAAGUUCCGCCCACUUCAGCAGACAUCCCUCCCUCUCGUCCCAGUUCAACAACCGAAGUUUCAAUAAAUUGGAGAGGGAGCAGCAACGCCUAGAUUUCUCACGCGCACCAUCACAUUUUGGCACCAUCAAUACCAGCGGCGUUGCUCUCGUCCCAGAACAUCAUUUCACACCAAACAGCACCCAAGCCUAUCGCCAAUCCUAUUUUUCCCACAUUGACCGCCACUCCCCAUUCGACCCAUCUCACAACCCAAGCGCCAGCGAACACUCCCCUGCACUCGAAAACUUCCCUCCCAACGCCGCUUAUUCACAUCAAGCACACACGCACCAACCAUCCGCCCUCGCUUUCCCUGCUGCAGCACACCACCCACACCAUCACAACUCGGCCUCGGUCCCGUACGCCGCCGUAGCCCUCGCCCCAGCAGCAGACCUCUACCACUACCCCCAACCCCCACCACCGACAACCCAAACCGACAUUUACCCAUCCCCACCAGAACACUGCGAGUUCGGCUACUGGGACGCCCAACGGCGGUUCCACCAGGGCUUCCAGGAAGCUGACGGGACCGUGCACAGGGGAUAUUGGGACGAGGAAGGCAAUUUCUGGAACCUGUCGUUACCCAGAAAUCACCCGGAUGGGUCAGUGGGAGACGAUGCGAGGGACUUGCAGUCAGGGACAGAGUCGCAUACUAUGGCUACCUCGACAACGUCGGAUUAUCCAUACGUCUUGAACUAUAUCCCCUCCGUAAUAUUUGCCGGCGUAAUCCCCACGUUAUUUUUGAAAUAUCUGUACCGCCCUCUCUGUCCGCCCUAUGUCGUCCUCCUCUCCCGACCUCAUGGCCCCGCCUCCCUCUCUCGCACAUGUUGGAGUUAUCCUUCGCUCAGCGCUCUCUUGCAAAUCCCGUGUUUCCUGGCGCUUUUCGUCGACGCUAGCGAGGCUCCCGAGACGAGAAGUCCUUCAUAUUCUAACCCUUGCUGCCCGCAGUUGAUCUUGAUAAAGAACCUUCGACCAGCAGGGCAAAGAUAUGACUUGGCCGUCAUCAACGGCAAGUUGGCAAUAGAGUCUGAGGCCCCGAAGGUCGUCGGUCAUCCAGGACAACCACACCUUCUCUUCCCAUUUUCACUCAGGCCUAAUUUAGCCUCAAACCCCGUCAGAGCGGCAAUCAGCGACCCAUCGGGUAAAUGCAUCCGCCGCCCCCUCACGAACCAGCCCAGGAUGCAGCGCGAUGCUAUCGUCGCAUUAUCCAUCCUCGUUGCGCCAGUUGAAACUGCCGAUGGAUGCUUGGCCCUAAUCCACUGCAAGCUCAGCGAGCCGAGUUUCGAUGUUUUUGAGCGAGGUUUUGAGCGACUUGAGUUUGGGUUGCCGUUCUUCGCUGGCGGCACGGACUACGCCUUGGAUGUCGGUGAGCAGGUUUGCGCUGGGCUUCGGGAUUCACCAUCUUGGCGUGCGACCUUGGGUGUGCGGGAUUCGGCGUGA